Molecule: messenger RNA, 1375 nt
Organism: Suillus plorans
Lineage: Eukaryota; Fungi; Basidiomycota; Agaricomycetes; Boletales; Suillaceae
Exons: 1
Coding region: 162-959 (265 amino acids)
Source: RefSeq, a predicted model, not a curated record
GAAGUAUCCGGACCUGUACAAUGAGCUCACUGGUUCCUAAAACACGCUUUCGUCGUUUCCUAAACCAUCUGGACUGCACAGCAUGAGGAUACAUGAAUCCAAAGAUGAAAACCUUAUAAGUAGGUUCUCACAGCGAGCACGAGGGCACGCGACAGUCCGCGAUGGAUCAAAGUCUUUCUGAGGUAGGGCUCCAGGUGCGUAAAACUCAGCAUUCAGGCACUUCACAUUCAAAUGAAGCUGUUUUGCAGAACUAUUACCAGCUACUCGCCGAUAAUGGCUUGAUAUCCCAGUCACAAGCAAGCCAACCACCUCAAAUACCCACUUCACCAUCCAUGCCCGACUAUCCUCGCUGUCCCAUCUGUUCGCAUCUUCUCAUCACAUGUCAUGGUUGUUCGAAUGUCACCUGUGACAACAGUCACUGUAAAGGUGCUGACCUCGUUAGUUUUGUGUCUUCGUGUCACUCGUGCUUUUCGACCCUUGCCAUGGCGAAGAUGUGCAGCCAGCUCGACUGUUUCACUCGCGUACAUUUUACUGGUGGUGUAAUCUGUCCUGAUUGCGUCAGCCCCACGGACGGUCACAUACUUUGUCUCUGCGGAGACAGCUGGAUUUGUGGCCCGUGUGCCACUCAGAAUAAAUCUCUCGACAGGUGUGGACGGUGUCCAAAAUGUCAGAACUAUCUUUGUUUUUUUGGGUGCAGAUAUAUCGGCGUGUGCACGGACUGCCGCAAGGUGACGCUAUGCAACGAUUGCAUGGAAGAAGGAUUAUCUGAUCGGGAGGAGUCUUCACGCGCAAACAAUAGCGCAUUCCUCGUCGCGACGUGUGAGGAAUGUCAGUCCAGAAUAUGUAUAGACUGCUUUGAUGAGCGCGAAUCCCGUUGUGAAUCUUGCAACAGUAUUUAUUGCAAGGAUUGCACAGACUAUGACGAGUGUCCGGGAUGUGGGGAGUUUAUGCGCGCAUGACUUGCUCCACAGAAUACUCGUAUGUGUUCAUGAAUGCGAGGUAUGUCGAUCUUCGAACAACAAUUUUUGGUUGGCAUUGACAUAUCGAAAUAAGAAAUACUUCUAGUUUUUCACGUGGCAGUUUCAGGAAACCCACAGCCGAGCGAACUCGGUGGACUUCGAAUCGACUAGUAGGAGUUUUUGAUAGACAGGUGUUGACAAAACCUUUUGUCAGUUUUGCAGUGUACGUUGGCUUUCGAAGUAAUUUUACCUGUUCAGGCUUUCGCAUUCCUUCCCGAACGCAAACUUUCCUUUUGCGAAACGUGCCGGACAUGUACGAACGAAUACAAACGAAUGAAGCAGAUAUUCCCUGAACGUGAACAUACCCCAAACUCAGGUAUUCGAGGCGACUUCAAAGAUAUGUAUGUGAGGGUGUU